This is a messenger RNA of Acanthaster planci (crown-of-thorns starfish), 372 nucleotides long. Its product is annotated as beta-3 adrenergic receptor-like. NCBI's taxonomy places the organism in Eukaryota, Metazoa, Echinodermata, Asteroidea, Valvatida, Acanthasteridae. The record is from RefSeq and is a predicted model, not a curated record.
AUGCUAGUCAUGAUCUGCAUUUACUACCGCAUUAUUCGGAUCAGCCGCCGACACGAGCGGCGAAAUAAUCAAAACAAUGAGGGGCACAACGUCCGAGACAACAAAGCUCUGAAGGCAUUUCUGAUGGUCACCUUGACGUUUGCCGCUUGCUACACACCGUUUGCAGUGCUACGUAGUGUGGAAGGUUUGGCCGGCUGGAGUAGUCCACACUGGCUGGAGUUCCUGACCAUAUGGCUGAUUGUUGCGAACAGCGCUUGCAACGUGUUCAUCUACUGCCUCUACAACCAUGCCUAUCGUCAGAUGGCAAAGAAAAUCCUUCAGGAGAGACUCUCAUGUUGCAAAAGUUCUGUCAUUGGACCGGUGAACAUCUAA